UAGAGAUUGUUUUAUUACUAAACGAAAAAGAAAACUGGCGCCAUACGCAUUGUGACCUAGCCUCAAUCGUCUCCUCCACUCCUGCCAAUCGCCUCCGCUGCCGCCGUCGCACCGUCGUAUCGCUGCUCCAUCUGACCACCGAUCAUUAUAGCAAACGAAAUCGUACACCCAAUCGCUCGUUUUCAGCCUGGAACACUUGCUACGGAGGAGAGGGACUUUUGGAGUCAAUGGAGAAUGUAACAAGAUGACAAACACAGACAAAGAAGAAUGCUAAAAGUGUGGAUGAAUCUAUAGAAAAGGAUCUAGCAUAUAUAUGAAUGCGUGUUUGAAUCAAGGUAGAGUGGGGAAAGAAUGGAUUCUAGCCAUGGUAAAAAGAGAAUGAAUGUAGAGGACGACGAUAGACUAAGCAGCUUGCAAGAUGAGCUUAUCCAUAAAAUUCUUUCUUUUAUUGGUAUCAAACAUGCUAUUCAAACGAGUGUUUUGUCAUCGAGAUGGAGGUUUAUUUGGACUUCAAUGCCUUAUCUCAAUUUCUCAUGGGACGAUUUCUAUAGGUUACCCAAGUUCUCCGAAUUUGUUACACAUGUUCUCUCUGGCCGCGAUACUCAAACAGAAGUGUCUUCAGUCAAGCUUAGUAAUUUUCAUGGAAAGGAUAGCGAUGUGAUUGUCGAACAAAUCAUGAAGUAUGCAUUCUCUCACAAUAUCCAACAACUGGAUGUUGCAUGCUUGCCUCAGAAUAAUGUUGAAUUCCCUCCUUUUCUCUUUAGUUCUCGGUCUCUUAAACAUCUUAGUUUGACAAAGGAAAGUUUCGUAUCGUACCAAAGGAGACGUUCUUGCUCAUAUGUGUUUAAUGUAACAUCUACUUGGGAGCUCCCUGUGUUAACAACAUUGUAUCUCGAUGGUGUCACUUUGUGUUGUGAUGAAAAUACUGAUAAGUGCAUUGAUUUUUUCUCCAAGUGUGCAAACUUGAAGGAUCUUACCUUAAAAAGUUGCUAUACGAAGGGAUUUAAGGGUUUAAGUAUUUGUCUUCCUCUACUAUCUAAUCUUACACUUGAAGAUGUUUGUGGUGGUAGUGUGAAUGUUUUCAAUAUUGUUGCACCUCAACUCAAGAACCUCAAUAUAAGAGGUGUGUUUACGCAAGACCAUCAGUAUCUGAUUUCUGCACCCGACCUUGCAUUCUUGCUCUAUGAAGGAUUAGAAAAUUUAUCACUUUCGACACACGGUUUCCUUUCUUUGGAGAAGGCGGAUAUUUGUGUAUCUUAUCCACACGAUGCUCGUCAAGUUCUACGUCUGCUUCAACUACUUCACAAUGUCAAGUCUCUUACACUUAACUUGGAAAUUGUUGAGCUUCUUUCUUCAUCCGUGGAACUGAUGUCUUAUCAACCUUCUCCAUUUUUUAACUUAAAGAGUUUAAAGAUUCAUGCUGUAACAGAAUUUUCACACUAUAGUGGAAAGAUGUCUGCGGAAGUCAAAAGCUAUUUGCUAGAUAGUUCUACAGGUGCCAACUUAAUAAUGGUUCCGCGUGAGGUGAUUAUAGCUAUUAAAAACACCAAGUUUGCACAAGAAUAUGUUUCAGAGUUAUGGGAGCUGUUAGAGCAGGAGAAAGCUAGAAUAGAGGCCAAAAUGACAAAGAUGCGUGAACAUAUCUAUAAGUUUAACGAUAUGUGUUGGGAUUAUACGAGUGUGCAGAUUAAGAAAGCCAAAGAAAAGACUUCUGACAUCAUUGUAAAGUUGCAAGAUAUUAAAAGCUUACUGGCAGAGCUGCCUGCAUCAAAUCAGGCUACCAUUCAACCAUCUUUCUCUACUUUGUGUGCCGAAGCCGCCGUUGUCAUGAAUAAAAUAACAGAAUGUAUAAAGAUGGGCUGUGAUGAGAAUCAAAGGCGUUUAAAUAUGCGCUUUCAUGAACUUGCUACCACGUUGCAGCCGUCUUCUUAGCAAAGUGCAAGUUCUUGAGUUACCUUGUACUCACUAGUGAUGACUCUAAUCAACAAGUAAACUCUUGUCGUGAUAUUGUGUUUUUUUGUUCGGAUAUGUUUGUAAACUCUUGUUGUGUUGGUUUUUCAUUCGUUUGGUUAUGUUUUUACUUUU
This is a messenger RNA of Helianthus annuus (common sunflower), 2085 nucleotides long. RefSeq names its product putative F-box/LRR-repeat protein At3g18150. NCBI's taxonomy places the organism in Eukaryota, Viridiplantae, Streptophyta, Magnoliopsida, Asterales, Asteraceae. The transcript has 4 exons. The coding region runs from base 352 to 1932 and encodes 526 amino acids. Gene Ontology annotation, molecular function: protein binding. The record is from RefSeq and is a predicted model, not a curated record.